CAUCUGCUCGCUAUCAUGCCUGGUGACCUACCGUGACUUUUUGUCGGACCGGCCAUCAUCUUGAAGGCGUCCCGUGGAUCAGUGCACCGCGCCGUGGUAGCACACGUAUAAGAAAGACAUAACUGGCAAUUGUCCUUGACCAUGCUCUUCCAAACAGUUUGUAUCCUCUUCUUCUUCGCGGCCGUGUCUAUACAGGCCCUGCAAUAUGUCGAGCCCUUCACUGCUACCCUGUUCAGCCCCCCAUCCAACUACAUAGUUCCGCGCACACUCUAUGCACGAACUCUUCGUCUUGCGAAUGAUGAUAAUGUAAUCCUGGCCACAUGGGAAAAUUAUUCGCCAGAACCUCCUCUGGUUUAUUUCCCUAUAUACCGCUCCUCAGACCUUGGGCGGACGUGGACGCAUAUAUCCAACAUCACAGAUGAUGUGAAUGGCUGGGGGCUGCGUUACCAGCCGUUUCUGUAUGAAAUGACGGAGGAUAUUGGGACAUUUCAGGCUGGCACCAUUCUCUGUGCUGGUAACUCGAUCCCAACAAACCUUAGCAACACUCAAAUUGACCUCUAUGCGAGCACCGACAAAGGAUAUACUUGGCAGUUCGUUAGCCACAUCGCUGCCGGUGGCGAAGCACUGCCUAACAAUGGCCUUACGCCUGUUUGGGAGCCCUUCAUUCUCACGUACAACCACCAAAUCGUUGUAUAUUAUUCUGAUCAAAGGGAUCCUGAACAUGGACAGAAGCUCGUACACCAGGUGUCCUCUGACUUGAUAAAUUGGGGAGAAGUCGUAGAUGAUACCGCAUACGACACGUACGACUGGCGCCCUGGCAUGCCGACGAUCGCUGAACUCCCGAACGGCCAGUUCAUCUUCACUUACGAGUUUUACGGGGCCACUGAGGCCAACUUCGCUGUGUAUUACCGUCUUUCGGACUCUCCCCUUACGUUCGACUCUGCCCAGGGAUACGUGGUGAGGGCAGCCACGGGACAGCUACCGACGAGUAGUCCAUAUGUCAACUGGACACCGUAUGGGGGAGCUAAUGGAACGAUCGUUGUUUCCGCCAACAGCCAUAGCGGUGUGUUUUUGAACACGGAUCUCGCGGCGCCAGGAAGCACUUGGACAUAUGUGGCUACUGCAUCCUCCAGGUCAUAUACCAGAGAGGUGAAGGUGAUGCCGAGCAAUAACCAGAUCAUGCUUACCGGAGGCGGGGUUCUGAACGGGGGCUCGAAUACUGUUACCACGACAGUUAUCAACCUUUGAUAGUGGGUUUACGUGUGCUUAUCGCUCGAUCAGUUGCUUUGAAUGAAUCUCUUGGCUUACGAUCGCCUGGACAACCUAGUACCGCCCUUUCGCAAUCACCUGAUGCGAAGGAUGCUGUACAGAAGGUAGAAACGGUUAAAUAGCCAUCUUAAUCACCCUUUUCUCCCGUCGCUGUGAUUGAUUCACUUGACCUGAGUGCUGGCAUUCUAUCUUUCGACGCUGGACCGUCUGUUCAGAAACU
Desarmillaria tabescens is the source of this 1489-nucleotide messenger RNA. Its product is annotated as glycoside hydrolase family 93 protein. Bases 142 to 1248 code for a protein of 368 amino acids. The transcript is spliced from 4 exons. NCBI's taxonomy places the organism in Eukaryota, Fungi, Basidiomycota, Agaricomycetes, Agaricales, Physalacriaceae. The record is from RefSeq and is a predicted model, not a curated record.